GCCAGCAAGCUGAGUGUUAUCAUUUACACGGAAGAGUUUGUCGCAUAUAAACAUUGCGGACUUUAUCAGUGUAUUCCGGAGUUAAUCAGCCAAGGAGCCAGGGAUCAACCAGCCAACUAUUCGCCGCCCCACGCAUGUGUCUGUAUUUGGGAGUCGUGGAGCACCUGGUGGAUGUGGUGGCCUAUUGCAUGUGCCGCGUCCUGGAGCUGUCCCUCUUCACCUGCAUGAUGGUCUGCGGAUCCCUCAAGUCCAAGCUGACCAAUGGGCCCUCCAAUGAGCUGGAGCAAUGACCGGGCCACUACUAUGAGAGUUGCUAAAGGAUGUGACGGCCAAAAGGAUUAAUGCGUGUGUGUGUGUGUGCGCUGGUAUUUGUGUUCGACUAAAAUUUAAUAUAGGCAAACUUUUCUAGUGGCGA
Drosophila serrata is the source of this 415-nucleotide messenger RNA. RefSeq names its product primacord (gene prim). Lineage: Eukaryota; Metazoa; Arthropoda; Insecta; Diptera; Drosophilidae. The record is from RefSeq and is a predicted model, not a curated record.